AUGUUUCUCCGAUAUUACCUCAAUGAGCAGGGCGAUCGCAUCUAUACACUGAAGAAAUUUGACGCUAUGGGACAACAUACUUUCUCUGCCCAUCCUGCUAGGUUUUCCCCAGAAGACAAAUACUCAAGACACCAAAUCACCAUCAAGAGAUGCUUCAAAGUGCUCAUAACCCAGCAACAGCGCCCUGUCCUCUGA
Psammomys obesus (fat sand rat) is the source of this 195-nucleotide messenger RNA. RefSeq names its product H/ACA ribonucleoprotein complex subunit 3-like. The coding region runs from base 1 to 195 and encodes 64 amino acids. Gene Ontology annotation, molecular function: box H/ACA snoRNA binding; telomerase RNA binding. The record is from RefSeq and is a predicted model, not a curated record. Gene Ontology annotation, biological process: positive regulation of telomerase RNA localization to Cajal body; snRNA pseudouridine synthesis; rRNA pseudouridine synthesis. Lineage: Eukaryota; Metazoa; Chordata; Mammalia; Rodentia; Muridae. Gene Ontology annotation, cellular component: box H/ACA telomerase RNP complex; box H/ACA snoRNP complex. The transcript has a single exon.